CAAACUAGCCUAGUGCUGGAGGGAGAGGGAGAGAGGGAGAGAGAGGGAGACAGAGCAAGUUAUGCUUACGUAGGGGGACAGAGAGAGAGAGAGGGAGAGAGUGAGUUCUGCUUGUGUAGAGGGAGGAGAAAAGAGAGGGAGAGAGAGAGAGAGAGAGGUAGAGAGAGAGAGAGGGGAGAGAGAGAAGGAGAAGAGAGAGAGAGGGGAGAGAGAGAAGGAGAAGAGAGAGAGGGAGAAGAGAGAGGGAGAAGGGAGGUAGAGAGCGAGCUCCAGUGUGCUUGCGUUGCGUAAUGAGACAGGUGUAAGGUGUGAGAGAGUACGGAAGCCUCGAGUCCCAAGCGCCCGGCGGAGCGGAGCGGAGCGGAGUCUCGCCUCGCAGGAACGGAACGGCGGAGGAGGAGAACGCAACACACCGCAGGAAAACAUAAACUCCACGGAAACAAACAGACGGACGCACACCCGCACACACACACACACGCACGGACACUAAAGGAAUACAGGACUACACUUUCGAGACGACUGUGGACAGAAAGAAGAGAAGGAGAGAGAGAGAGAGAGAGAGAGAGAGAGAGAGAGAGAGAGAGAGAGAGAGAGAGAGAGAGAGAGAGAGAGAGAUUGGGGAAAGACUGUCGCCAACUCUGUUUCCCAGAGUUUGGUGUGUGUGAGUGUGAGCGGCUGCCUGCCUGCCAGACUGCCUAACUGACGGACCGAGGGAGUGAGUGUGAGUUUGAGUGUGAGUGAGUGUGAGUGUGUGUUCAAGGUGUGUGUGUGAACAGGGGUGUAAGGAGAGUGUGUGCUUGUGUGUGUGUGUAUCUUUUCACACCCAUCACUGCUCCUGCUCCUUUCCACACAUACACACACACACACACACACACGCCUCCACCUAUCCAAACACACUCAUCCGUCCGUGUCAGUGUGUCUGUAUGUGAGUGUGUCUGUAUGUGAGUGUGUGAGCUUGACUGGAUUCUCUCCGCGUCUCUCCAUCCGCUCCGGCUGCUGCCACUUCUUCUUCCUCCGCGAUGGCCAAUGUCAGCCCCAUGUCGUCGGGCCCCCUCUCCCACCAGGUCUUCUUCCCGCCGGGCCCCGGGGGGGGGCCCUCUCCUGGUGGGGGGGGCCCCUCUCCCCCGGGCUCCGUCAUCAUGCAGCACCACGGGGGCGGCGGUAGCAGUAUCGGGGGCAUCGGCGGCACACCCCCAAUAUCCACCUCCGCAUCCGCCCCAAACAUGGCCGCCCUCUUGGGGACCGGCGUUGGGGGGACGGGAACACACAUGGGGGGGUUCCCCCACCCCCACCACCCCCACCACCCCCAUCCCCCUCCACUGAGGAUGGGGAUGACG
Engraulis encrasicolus (European anchovy) is the source of this 1337-nucleotide messenger RNA. Its product is annotated as protein pygopus-like. The record is from RefSeq and is a predicted model, not a curated record. The transcript has a single exon. Lineage: Eukaryota; Metazoa; Chordata; Actinopteri; Clupeiformes; Engraulidae. The annotation marks the transcript as partial.